Messenger RNA from Thelazia callipaeda (thelaziosis nematode), 336 nucleotides. The record is from the annotation of a GenBank genome assembly. Lineage: Eukaryota; Metazoa; Nematoda; Chromadorea; Rhabditida; Thelaziidae.
AUGUUUCAACUUUGCAAUGAAGCGAAUGAAAAUGAAGAACAGUUUUGGAAGCAGCCUCUUGGAGCGUGGAUUAAAGACUGCAUCAGUGGUUCAGAUGCACUUCUUCCUGAAGUAGCUUGGCGUACAGAAGCAUUUCGUGGGCGCGUUUUACGAUUUGCCGAACUUUGUGACGGCUUUGUUUUCAGUCUCCUUUUUGUUUUCGUAAAUUCAGAUACAUUGAAUUUCAUUGUAAUGCCACACGAAGAACAUCAUUUAUCUCAGACAGCUCUUAGCUUGAAAAGAUUCUCAGUGUUAUUACAAAACAUACAGAGCUUCUAUCGAAACCAAAACGAUUAG